ACUGAAAUAGGCGGCUGAAAACGCCUCAAUGAUGUCAAUUUAUUAAACGUGGUUUUUGUUCUAUUCGUAUUUUGAACUAAACAAACUCACGUUUUAUGUGAUAGAUACUACAAUGCUUUUAAAUUAAUAUUAUAUUCUGAUAAAAUUAAUAUGGCAUUAAUUGGAGACGGAUCUCGUGGACGACUGGGUGCUUUAGGGAAUCUAGAACGUUCGCUGCCUACGAUUCGAACACCGAGCCCAUACCUUUUCGACGACGAACACUCGAUAAUGACUGGCCGACAAGAUAUAUCACCAGUUGUUUCUGUUAAAGCUGAAAAUAUUCAAAAAGAUCUACAAUCAUAUCAGGGACGAGAUGAUAUGACACGUAGACAAGAGCUUAUUAAACAAACAAAAAGAGCAGCAAUUUCGCAGAAGCAGCCUCGUCCUCCAUUGGAACUAUAUCGCCCGCCAAAAAUCGUGCAGAAGAAUGGAACAAAAGUACAUUUUGCUGAUGAUAAUCAAUUGAAGAGAAGUCCUCCGCCAUCUAUGACUGCCCUUCCACUAGAACUUAAAAGUGCCUUAAAACGAUCAAAAAGUUUCACUGCUGAUGAAUCCAGGGAACUUGAGAAGACUGGAUUUCACAGGGAAGCUUUUCCUCUAGAAUACCAGGGUCUUAUAAGACAAGCAGUGCUUGAUCCGAAUUCUUUAUCAUAUCAGAAACUUAUGGAAUUAGUUCGCUUGAUUUGUAGUAAAGCAGUUGAAAGUCUUCAGUUUUCCGCUCCAGCAGCUCAACUUUGUUUCUCUAUAAUUGAAAAGGAACACGAUCACACGUUUUUAGAAAGCCUUCAAAACUGCUGCCGGGAAUGGUACAAUGAGCGAGAUAAACUGUUGCGCUCUUCCUUCCUCACUCCUGUAGGCACCACCGUUUCUGGACUACGUCGCUGGACAGCUUACGUGUCGUUUCUUAUCGAGCUUUACCGCCAUGUCAAAAAUCAACAUUGCCAAAUUAUACAGCCUUCUGGUGGCAACCAGGUCAUUGGUCCUCAUCCUAAUUCGCCAAUGGGACAUUUAGCUUUGACACUUCAAACACUUCUUUAUGAUUGUGCUAACAUCAUAUUAAAGCCUCCAUCCCUCAAUAGUGAAGGAGAAAUUGAUAUUCUCCGCCAAAUGUUAAAUAUGGUUGGAAAACAGCUGGAAGUAGACUCACCGCAGCGUAUGCAGCAGUUGGUUUCUAACCUGCGUGAUGCAUUCAUUAGUCCGUCCAUUAGUGCACAAAUACGAAAGACACUGCUUGAAGUAAUUGAGCUUCAUGCUAGUAAUUGGCAGCUGGAUCUGCCCCAGACCAUGUAUUAUUUUCCUUACACUAAAUUGUCUUUUCACUAAAAAGAGUUUGUGUGUUUUGAGUGAGAAUUCUUUUGUAGGAACAAAAGUUAUUCCUAUGAAGGAAAAAAAAUGCUGUUUUUUCCCCCCUAUUGUUUCUAAAGGAGAAACAAAGGAACAAAAAUUGACUAAAGUAUUUGUGAUUAGUACUUAGAUAUGCCACUGAAUAUAGAAUAUUCGGGGUUGUCACUCCGCAAGGAAAACCUGGAAAAUACUGGGAAUUUAAAAAUCACCUAAAAUAACAGGAAAAAUAAAGAGAAUUUAAAAGUCAUAACAGGGAAUAUAAAUAAUAACAGGGAAUAUAAAGAUUUUAGAUUUAGAUUUGAAUUUAGAUUUUUUUUUUUCCUUUGCAAAUUAGGAAAAUACAGGGAAAUUUGUUUCUUUUUUUCUCUAAGUUUUUCCGGCAAUUGAAAUUAAUAAAUAUAGUUAGCCCAAUAUAACUCACACAAAAGCACAAUAAUUGUUUAGUUCCUCUUAAUAUAUAUUGUGUAUAAUAUUUACAGGGAAAACACAGGUAAUUUUUUUUUCAGAUUUCAGUGGCAACUAUGAUAUUGUACUUCUGGAUAGUUUGCAUUGUUCUUGAAAAAAUUUUUUUAAAUAAUUUUUUUCUCUUUUUCUGUAAACAAAUUUUUUGUUUAGGAUGUUAAUGUCUUAAGUUGUACUCCUACAUUAGAGACUAAAUUUUCAGAUUCGUUAAUUGUAUAAUUACCUGCUAUCUGUCUAUUCUUUAUACCUUUUGUGAACAAACAUUGCUGCGAUUUUGAAAUAAUGUUAAUGUUAUUUCAAAUGAUUUAUCAAAUUCAAACUUUAAUUUCUGAUAUAUAUUUUUACUGUCUUAAAUUUUUAAUAUAAUUUAUACUAGGACAAAAUAAGCAUAAUAGAAAUGGGAACAUAUGUUGACUCUAUAACAGUAAAACAAUUAGUUUUGUUACCUAAACCUUCUUAGAAUAGUUUUAUUUUUGUUCCUUUGUUUCUCUCUUGGAAGUAGAGUUCUGAUAUUUUUCUUUUUGAAACAUUUAAGUUCGUAUUUCUUAAUGUAGUGCUUUAAUAUCCAGUUUUUCUAGUGUAAUGUGUUCUUGAUAUGUUGUAUUAUGUCUAAUUUUAGUUAACUUAUUUUCACACUUAGAUUUUGUCUUAACAGCAUUUAUUUCUCAGUUUUCUUCGAAUACUUUUUAUUCAUAUCUUUAUUAAUUAAUUUGAAAAGCAGUCAUAUUUUAACUGUGUUAUUGGAAAACUUUUGAAGCUUUAUAAUUAUUAGAUUUUCUCAAAAGACAUUCACAGAAUAUUUAUCAAAGAAGUAGAAUAAAUCCUUUUUGUUUAAUUACUGAUAUUUUUUAGUAAAUUUAUUAGAAUUAUUUUAUUUUGUUUGAUCAAAAUAGAAAUACAUUCUUAGUUUUUUUUAGUUCUUUUCUGUUAAUUAUGCUCCGUAGGCUUAUAAAUGGCUCAAAGUUUUCCUGUUAACAUGAUUGAAAGUUUUUUUUAUUUUUAUCAAUAGCAUUGAUGAAACUCUCUUUUAAAUGGCUGAAACACAUUAUUUUUUUUUAUUUAUCUUAGAGAAAUGUAGGAAAAAAAGAAAUUUUAUUGUUUAUUUUUUAUUAAAAGAUUAUGGUGAGCAUAUUUCACGAGUGAGAAUUUAUUAUUAUUAUUAUUAUUUUUUUUUUGAUUAUUAACAUUUAUAGAAGAUUUUCUUUUGUUCAUAUAUGGUUAAAUGUUUAACCUAUUUUAUUUAUCUUUAUGAAAUGUUUUAGGAAAAAAAUUAUUGUAUUUUUUUUAUAAAAAGAUUAUGUUGAACAUCUUAUAAAAAUGUGAAAUAUAUUUAAAAUGAAUGUGGAAGAAUUUUUUUUUUAUUGAAAAUUAUUAACCAAGAAAUUGUGAUUUUUAUAAAAAAAAUUUAUAAAAAAUGUUUUUUGUAAGUAACUAGUCAUGUAAAGAAUGAGUGUUUAAUUUUGCCAUAACUGUGCCUUAAAUUUAAUCUAAUGAAAAAGAAGUGGCUUGUUUUUGUAUACAAGUGAGAUAAAGCAGGCAUUAUUCUAACAAUCUUAACAAUUGCUUCCUUUUUUUAAGAAAAUUUCAGUUUUUUUAAAUUUUUUUUCUGCUUCCUUCUCAAUUUAGAAGUUUAAUAAUAAAACAUAAGUACGAAAUAUUAUAACAUUAAUACCAUAAAACAUCUACCAUGACUUUUGUCAAUGAUUAAAACUGUAUUGUCAUCUACAAAAUGUUUUAAUAAUUCUUCUGUAACUAUAUUUAUACCUCUAAAUUCAAUUUAUUAUAGUAAUGCCAAGAUUCUCGUUUUUAUUUAUAAGAUAUACUGUGAAAUUUUAAGAGUUGUUUAAUAUCAAGCUGUUUACAAUACUAGAGGCUAUAAAUUCUUGUAUGACUAGUUAUACAAUUCUUAUUUAUUUGAAAAACUUUCUAUUUUUAAAUGAGGAAUAAUUGUAUUGGUAUUUUGUUUAAUUGCAUUUGAUUUAUUGAAAUUUUUUAUUUUAUUAUUGUAACAUGAAACUACGAAAAAAUAAUAGUUGCUGCUUUUCUUCAAAAUACUAAUAAUACGUUUAUAAACUAAUUUUAUGGUGUAUUUAUAACUACUUUUUUUUUCAUAACGUGUGUAUAUUGGUCAUUGUGUUUGAUAUUUCAUACAAACUUUCUGUGAUACUGUAUUUUGUUAGUUAGCUUUCAAUUUAUGAUAAAUUAGUUAAUGGUUCAUAUAGGUAUAUUUCACUGUAUAUUUUGAAGCUUUUUCUGGGCAAUAACAUAUUUUUUUUUGUUGUUGAAUUGAGAGUUGUUUCAUGUUGCAUUUCUCCUAUUAAGUGCUUACUAGAUUAUAAUAUGUGCCAAUAUCAAUUCUGUUUUCUUUUUAAGGGUGAUUGUGAAUCAAGGAAAUCCUAACAUUCGCCGGAUUUUGAUAUCUUAAACUAGAGACACACAGUUGAGAUUUCAAAGUUUGAUUAUAUUAGUUCAACUGGGAGUAAGUGUUCAGAUUUUAAUUUUUUGAGAUAUUGAUUCUUUGAAAUUUUAACUAGAGUUUUCUAUAGUCAAAGAACCUUCUGGCCAAAUGUAAUUUGGGAACAUGUUUCAUUAGUUCAAUAGUUUCAAUAGUUUCAUUAUCUGGUGACUUGCAAAAACUGGUUUUGCAAUGUAGUGAAUUCAGCAAGUCAAAAUGUUGCUUUUUCGCAUGUGACUGAAAGAUUGAAAAAUUUACAAAAACUGGAAUGUAGAGAAUAUUGCAAGUCAAAAUAUGACUAUGGUUAAAAAUAACGUAAUCCGCAUUAAUGUAAAGGUCUUCUUUGGACAGAAAAUGAAUUAUACUUGUUAGCUAACUGAAAAUGUUAUGAACGCGAUUGCCUUAAGCUACUUUUAAAUAUUUUUACCUUCACUGAAAUGUGUUUAAUUCAUAGCUGCAAACUUUACUGGAUUUUUACAGUUUUUCCUACUCAACUGGUUUUUGUACAUUUUAGAAAGCUCCCUAAAAUUGAGUAAGUUU
Messenger RNA from Parasteatoda tepidariorum (common house spider), 4840 nucleotides. Its product is annotated as MIF4G domain-containing protein A. Gene Ontology annotation, molecular function: protein binding; RNA binding; translation activator activity. Gene Ontology annotation, biological process: regulation of translational initiation. The record is from RefSeq and is a predicted model, not a curated record. Gene Ontology annotation, cellular component: cytosol. Lineage: Eukaryota; Metazoa; Arthropoda; Arachnida; Araneae; Theridiidae.